Molecule: messenger RNA, 1407 nt
Organism: Hordeum vulgare subsp. vulgare (domesticated barley)
Lineage: Eukaryota; Viridiplantae; Streptophyta; Magnoliopsida; Poales; Poaceae
Product: aspartic proteinase nepenthesin-1-like
Exons: 1
Coding region: 1-1407 (468 amino acids)
Cellular component (GO): extracellular region
Source: RefSeq, a predicted model, not a curated record
AUGGCGGCUCCACUUCUAUUUCUUCUUCUCCUUCUUCCUCUGGCUCCCUCCCCUGUCUCGCCGGCCGCCGUCGCACCGGCUCCCAAGCCCGGCAAGUUCGUCACCAAAGAGCUCCGUACGACAACCAACAAGUCCGUCAAGGAUUACAUGUCACAGAGGGCAGGCCGCCCCGGGCAGCGCAAGGACGGCGAGCAGCAGACGGGCAGCGAGGCGGGGGACCUCUCCAUCUUCAUCUUCGACCUCUCCGUCGGGACCUCGCCGCAGACCCUCCCCGUCAUCAUGGACAUCAGCACCGACCUCGUCUGGGCGAACUGCAAAUCCUGCCCCUCGUGCCCCACGCUGUCGCCGCCGUCAAUGCCCGCGUUCCAUCCCGGGGACUCAAAAUCCUUCGCCGAGGUCGGCUGCGCCACCCAGACUUGCCAGCGCAUGAGCGAGCGCGACUGCACCGGCAACGACGUCUGCAAGUACACAACGCACUACAUGUCCGGCUUCCUCGCCACCGACACGUUCAGUUUCGGCAACAUCACGGGGCCGGGACAUACAGACGUGCCGGGCGUGGUGUUUGGCUGCAGCGGCAACGUCACGUUGCCGGACCUCGACGGCGUCUCCGGCUUUGCAGGCUUCAGCAGGGGGCCCCUCUCCCUCGUGUCGCAGCUCAACAUCUCCAGCUUCACCUACUUUCUCGCGCCUCCCGAUGACGCCGGUGCCAAGAGCUUCGUCAGCUGGAGCUGGGGCGGCGCCGCCGACGACAACGAUGACGCUGCAGUAGUGCAGACGACAACCACGGGGGGCAGCAGCAGCACGCCGCUAGUGGCGUCCAAAAAAACCGAAAACCCUUAUUGGUACUACGUCAAUCUCACCGGCGUGCAGGUCGACGGCAAGCUCCUGACCUCCAUCCCGGCGGGGACCUUCGACUUCCCGAGUUCCAAUGGGGUGUUCCUCAGCACCAUGCUUCCCGUCACGUACCUCGUGGAGGCCGCGUAUAGCGUCCUAAGGCAGGAGCUGGUGAGCAGGAUCCAGUCGGAGGGCGCGGCUCCGGUGAACGCCUCAGACGACGAGGACCUGUGCUUCCUCACGGAUGACUUGGCCAGCGCCAAGGUUCCGACGCUGGCGCUUGUGUUCGACGGCGCUGACGCGGCGAUGGAGCUCAAGGUGGAGAACUACUUCUUAGACUUGGGCGACGGGUUCACGUGCUUCACCAUACUGCCGUCGCCCCAGGGCUUGCAGAGCUCGGUCCUGGGCAGCAUGCUGCAGGCAGGCAGGAAGAUGACCUACGAGAUCCACGGCGAUGGCGGCGGCGCGCUGACGUUCGAGACGUUGGAGAAGGCAGCGGGUGCGCCCGCGCCGGCGAAGGUGCCGCUCAUGAUAGUGGCCACCACUCUUCUUCUAUGGGCGCUCCUCCUCUAG